AUGCCUGGACUGCUCUUACUCACGGGCCCUCGGCCGAACGACCAAGACCACUGCUGUCUGCACUCCACCGCGGCUGCUCUCUGGCUGGCUUCCCCUCUGCUGCCUGGACUCUGCGCUCAGACCGUAAGUGUGCCCUGGCACUGCUGCCGCCUCCUCCCUCCGUGCUGCUGCCGCCUUGCGGAUGGGCCUGCCUGCCUCUCUCCACGCCUCCCCCUCUGCCCGUCUCUUCUCCCUGCCCACGCCUCCAACCUGCAGAUCCUUCCUGGCGCUUUCUGUGGGGCUCUGCUUGCUGCGCUCAGCACACGGGGAGCUUUGCACUGCUGUGGGCUGCUCUUAGCUGGCUGUGACCUCUGCACGUCUGUCUGUCUGUCUGUCUAUCUAUCUGUCUGGUUCUGUGUAUCUGGGAAGCGCCCUGUACGAAAACAUGGACAGGCAAAGGUUAGAACUGGACGGUCUCCCUUGAUGCCACAGCAGCUCCGCGAGGUCUGUUCCCUGGCCUCUUGCUAAAAGCUGUCUCCCCUGGGGAUGCUCACGGCUACCACCAAGGCUAUGUCUUCUUCUGGGUCUUAUGCUUUCAGGGUCCUGCUUUUUCUUCUUAUCGAGGGCAAGUGGCAGGAUGGGGUGCUUACGGAAGCAGCCGCGCCCCGAAACGGGCACCGUCCUUGUGCUUUUUCUUCCCACCUGCUUUGUGUUCCUUCGUAAUAACAUGCGCUCUUUCUCUCAGACGUUUUCUCCUAGUGCCACCAAAGAAGCCCCCCUGUCGCUGGGAGAACUCCUGAGCUGGUUUUCUGAGGUCAGCAAGUCCUGGAGGAGCUCAGCCGGAGGCCCCGAGGCGGCAGCAGAUGCGGCAGCCUUCCCUCCGCUGCUCUCGCCCACAAAGGUAACUGCGGGGCUCGAAAUCUCCUUCCACUUUGGGCGGUGAGCUUCUUGCGCUGGCUUCCGGGGGCUGAGGUGGUGCUGAAUGGAAGGCGGGCAGAGCUGCAGAGAGGGAGACCCAGAGAAGCUAGAAAUAGAAUAUGUAAGUGCCAAGAGUGCUGCCCACGGAUCUUGAGAAUGAGAACAGUGGCCCCCUGUUCUGGGGAAGAGCCACCCCCUUUCCCACUGAUUCUCUCCUCCUGAACCUCUGGGGCUCUGAGGCUGAUGGGCCACUGCUCUUCCCCCAGUCUCUGGCCGGCGGCCUCAGCCUCUUCUCCUCCUUGGACGGGUGUUCAGGGUCCGUCGCGUGCAGGGAGUGGCAGGCAGGCAGGCAGGCGGGGGUCAGAGGAGCCAGCGGGGCUGAGCAUGGCAGUGGCUUCCUGGCUUGAUGUGAUGGCAUCAUUGUCACGUGUGACUUCUUCUCUCUCAUCCCAUCCUGUUCUUUUUCUUCACUUUAUUUAGCGUUGCUGGAUGUCCAUUUCAACUUCCUUCCCAGUUGCCGCGGAUCUCGUCCCCCAGUGUUGGGGCAAGUGGGACAGCACUGAGGACCCAGGCAGACCCUUCCCCCUCCCUUUGCAGCCGCUGCGGAGCAGCUAG
This is a messenger RNA of Podarcis lilfordi (Lilford's wall lizard), 1512 nucleotides long. The record is from the annotation of a GenBank genome assembly. NCBI's taxonomy places the organism in Eukaryota, Metazoa, Chordata, Lepidosauria, Squamata, Lacertidae.